This is a messenger RNA of Angiostrongylus costaricensis, 1110 nucleotides long. Lineage: Eukaryota; Metazoa; Nematoda; Chromadorea; Rhabditida; Metastrongylidae. The record is from the annotation of a GenBank genome assembly.
AUGGCGCGCAAACUUUCUCUAUGUAAAAGCUCUGAACGAACGAUUAGAAGAAAGUUCCAUUCCUCCAUGUAUGUGCUUCAGCGGUUACAACAACGAAAUCUCACCUACCUCAUGUGGAUUUCCGGAUGCGAUAUUUUAGUCUCGAUCAGUUAUACUGCCAUUAUGUGUGUGCAGGUCUACACGGACUACUUCGACUUUUUUAUUCUGUUUUACCUAUGGCACCAAUACCUCCGAGCGGCCUUCACGGUCUCUCACAUCACGCUGAGCAGCAGCUCAUUCCUGCUCAUGGCUGCCACCAUAGAACGAUACUUCCAGAGCACCGCUGACUACCGGCACGAGAAACUGUUUCGAAUUCUAUCAAGGUAUCGGGCAAUGGUGGUAGUGUUGUGCUUCGCGGCUAGUUGCCUCUUCAGAGGAACCGUUUUUUUCGAAGUCGUUGUUGUUUACAACCCACGCUGUCAAGGAUUUUCUAGUAUGGGUUUAGCAGCAUCUAGACUCUUUACGAAUCCUGUUUACGACGCGGUUUGGAAGUUCUGGAUUCGCAAGAUUGUCACGGUUUUCUUACCGUUUACAGGUGGGAAGGAACUUCAUACUGUGAUCCAUAGAACUGAGUAUAAUACUUCCAAGACAGAAGCGUUAUUUGAUGAAACAUUCGUAUUCGAAGAUCACAUGCUGGCGUCAUUCAACACAGCGAUCGUGCUGAAUGUUCGACGUUCUCAUCGCAACCGUACAGUCAGAGCUUUGCUGCUGUUCACCACCAUUGGAAACAGUGUCGAAGUUACUCGAUUAAAAGCUCGUCUUCGUGCGGUUACCAGGAUGCUGGUCAUGGUGAUUUGUACAUAUCUGGCUGCCAAUAUUAUCGAUGUAAUUAUUGCCUUUUGGGAGACGAUCGACAUCGAUUCCCUUUACGCAUAUGAGCGAUUCUACACGGUGACGACGGAUAUCUCGUCCUUCCUCCCGAUUUUGGCGUGUGCGUUGCGCCUUCCCAUCUACGCGGUAAACGAUGAACAAAUAAGGACCGAGGUAGGGAAACUCUUUCUUCGCGAUUCUACUGUAUUUCAUGUAGUGGCAAUUUGGUAUAAAGAUGGUCAAAAAUUUAACGAAAAAUGA